This is a messenger RNA of Durio zibethinus, 1407 nucleotides long. NCBI's taxonomy places the organism in Eukaryota, Viridiplantae, Streptophyta, Magnoliopsida, Malvales, Malvaceae. The record is from RefSeq and is a predicted model, not a curated record.
AUGGAGUUCAAACAUUUUCUUCACAACCACAACUUGACCUUUAUAGAGGUGGGUAAGGAGAACAAUACUAUGAGUUGCUUUGGGUGCCGGGAUAUCAUUUGCGGUCCAGCAUAUGUUUGUGAAAAAUGUAACAUGUUUGAUAUGCACAAAUCAUGUGCUGAAUUGCCCCCUCAAAUGCAAAGAGAUGCUUUUCACCCCCACCCGCUAAGAUUCACUCUGGGCAACGUGAUUGUGUGUGACCGAUGUGCAAUAUGGCGGGCAUUUUCAUUCAGUUACAGUUGCAUGAAUUGUACAUUCAACCUUGAUUUCAGAUGCGCUGUCACUAUUUCUAAUGAUUGUGAGCUAGCUAACCACGAGGCCUUACAGGAAGGGAGGCGAAUUAAAACCACAAUUCAUCAUUUCAACCACAAUCAUCAACUGACCCGCUGCAAGUUUUCUUUGUUGAAGACGGUGUUGGGUAAAGAAAUUUUUAAGUAUCUAUGGAAGCUAGAAAAGCCCAAAUGCAUGGCAUGCAAACAGAAACUCCAUGAUAUUCUAAUCUAUACCUGCAUUCCUUGUCGAUUUGUCAUUCAUGAAUCAUGUGUAAAUGACAUGCCAAGACAAGUACUUCAAGGUCCAUUUCACCCACAACAUAUUCUUCUCCCUCGACUGAUCCAUAAGGGUUCUUCUCACAGAUGCAGUGCUUGUAAGGAAGAAGUUAAGGGCAUCAGCUUCUACUGUAAUCAAUGUGAUGUUAACAUGCACGUUUCAUGUGCUAAGUACCGAACUCGGGCUAUAAAGCACAAUUGCCAUCCUCACCAUCGUCUACAUUUGGGGAAGAGCAUUAUCAGUAAUAUAUCUUGUGAUGCUUGUUAUAAAGAUUGCGAUGAUUCUUUCUUCGGCUGCAUAAAGUGUGAUUUCUAUAUAGAUGUUGAGUGUAUUCAACUACCUCUAAUUGUUAAACACAAACGUCACUUGCAUCCACUUGUGCUUAAAAAUCUUUUUGUUGAAGAUGAUUCGGGAGAUUAUUACUGUGAUAUGUGCGAGACAGAAAGGAAUGCAGAACAUCAUGUUUAUUUUUGCAAAGAAUGCACUUAUAUUGCACCUAUUGAUUGUGUCCUUCCUGAGGUUGAACCUACAGAAGAAAUGUUUUCGAAUCAACGAACAGGAAGGAAUUUUGACAAAGCAGAGAUUGCUAACAAAAGGAUGGAAUUGGAGGGGAUAUUGGUGCACGAUGAAAAGAAGAAAAUCCAGAGCAUGAUGUUUAUUACUGCAAAGAAUGGCACCUAUAUUGCGAUUAUUAAUUGUGUGAAUUUAGUGGUUGAACCGCCUGAAGAGAUAUCUAAAUAUUUGGUGCCUCGUCCAAGGAAAGAGAAAGAGAAGGCUGACAAAUUACGAGAGAUUCUCAAGCGGAAGAUGAGGUCUUGA